Onychostoma macrolepis is the source of this 701-nucleotide messenger RNA. RefSeq names its product antioxidant 1 copper chaperone (gene atox1). Gene Ontology annotation, biological process: copper ion transport. The record is from RefSeq and is a predicted model, not a curated record. Gene Ontology annotation, molecular function: metal ion binding; copper chaperone activity. Bases 196 to 399 code for a protein of 67 amino acids. Gene Ontology annotation, cellular component: cytosol. Lineage: Eukaryota; Metazoa; Chordata; Actinopteri; Cypriniformes; Cyprinidae. The transcript is spliced from 4 exons.
CUCUCACUAUAUGCGAACUUUGAGGGAAUAUAUGUACGUAUACUUAGUGGUUCAAUUCAAACGCCCGCUUUGUAAGAAAGUAGUAGUAAUUUAGUGAUGAUCCCUAAACUAAACAGCGCGUCAUCUGACUGCACAGCGACAGUCCAGCAAAAGCGAGUGUUUAGACUUGAGCUUGCAGCGACAAUCUGAUCGAUCAUGACGACUCACGAGUUUUUUGUUGACAUGACAUGUGAGGGAUGCUCUGGUGCGGUCACUCGAGUGCUUAAAAAGCUGGAUGUCAAGUUUGACAUUGAUCUGCCCAACAAGAAGGUGUUCAUUGAGUCAGACAAAGACACGGAUGUCCUUCUGGAAACACUGAAAAAGACUGGCAAAGCUGUGACCUACAUCGGUCCAAAAUGAAAUAUUAUACUUUAAAAACUCUUAAGGUCAGAAUCGUGCUGCUUUGAAGAUUAUGAAGUGGGACUCCCUCAUUGGACCGUACAUCGCUCAUCAGAUGAAUUAUUACAUAUCUUUGGGACCACUGAAGGAAAUCUGUUCACCAGAGCAUCAUGAAGAGCAGCUACCAGGCUGAUUUAUAUAUAGUCUGUAUUAUGAGAAUGUUGAAAUCUAAUCGUUUAUAAUGUGGUUGUUUUCAUGCCACACAUACUUGUAAUUGUAUAAGUGUCUAGAUGUUAAAAUAAAGGUUCCUGUAUUCACUGAGA